GCGAGGGCCAGAUCUGACAAACCGUGACCAGAUAUAUCCAGAUAUCCAGCUCUUCAGCUCUUGUUCUUCUGCUAUGCGAGUGCAGUGUGUGUGUGUGUUGCUGGUGUGUGUGCUGGUGUGUGUGUUGGAUGCGUCUCCUGUGCCGGCUCCUGAACCCAUCCGCUGCGCCCCGUGCUCUGCGGAUCAGCUGUCGGCGUGUCCUGCCGUGUCCCCCGGCUGUGCUGAGGUGAUCCGGGAUCCGGGCUGCGGCUGCUGUUCCUCCUGCGCCCUGCAGAGCGGCGACUCCUGCGGCGUCCACACAGCCCACUGCGGAGCCGGCCUGCGCUGCGUCCCGAGAGCUGGAGACCCGCGGCCGCUGCACUCGCUGACCCGCGGGCACGCCGUCUGUGUGGAGCACCACCCUACCGAAGAGGAUGCAGAGCUGACGUCUGAACCGGGCUCACUGCAUCACCUGCUGAACCUGAACCGAGCCCUGGACCCGCGGGACACAGCGGAGACACAGGAGAGCAUCAAGGCACAAGUCAACGCCAUCCGGCAGAAGCUCAUCCAACAGGGUCCGUGUCACACAGAGCUUCUCGCGUCUCUGGAUGUCAUCACAGAAUCUCAGCAGGCGUUGGGAGAGAAGUUCACCAGCUUCUACCUGCCCAACUGUGAUAAACACGGCUUCUACAAGGCCAAACAGUGUGUGUCGUCUCUGGUGGCUCAGGCUCCGCGCUGCUGGUGUGUGUCCUCCUGGAACGGCAAGAGACUCGCCGGCACUGCAGAUGUGGAAGCAGAUACACCGUGCCCCCAGGAGCUCACACGCUGAACACACACACAUACGUGCUUAUAUCUUCCUCACACACUGAACACACACACACAUGCGCUCAUAUCUCCUUCACACACAUUUAUUCUCCGCUACAUGGCUCUUAUUAUGUUCAUGAACUGAUUUCCAGAAACACACACCUGGUCAAACUCCCCCUCAGGGUCUCCAGCAUCUCCAUGAGGCUCCUCAGUGUUUGUUUUGGACUAUAAGAUGACCAGAACCGCUUAUCUGAGAUAAUCAUUUAAUCUUAUUUUAAUUAUUAGUAUAAUAAUGAAGUGUUAUUAGUAUACUUAUUUAUUAUGUCUGUAAAGGUUUCCUCUGUAUGUGUGUGUAUGAUAUGAACUCAGUUUGAGAUGCUUUAUUUUAUUUGAUGUGUAUUUAAAGCAAACGUCUACCUCACGCUGUGAAGAGUGCUGCUCUAUUUAUUCUCUACCCAAUAUUCUGCUGGACACAGGUGUAAUAUGUGUGUAUAUAUGUGGAUUAUAGGUUUCUUUCAAUAAAAUGUUGAA
Molecule: messenger RNA, 1314 nt
Organism: Danio aesculapii
Lineage: Eukaryota; Metazoa; Chordata; Actinopteri; Cypriniformes; Danionidae
Gene: igfbp1b
Product: insulin-like growth factor binding protein 1b
Exons: 4
Coding region: 74-808 (244 amino acids)
Biological process (GO): regulation of insulin-like growth factor receptor signaling pathway
Cellular component (GO): extracellular region
Molecular function (GO): insulin-like growth factor I binding; insulin-like growth factor II binding
Source: RefSeq, a predicted model, not a curated record